AGGUGACCAGGGUUCAUCCUGUAGGAGUCAAUGAACCUUUUCAGAAAAGUAAAUCUUUAACAGAUUGAAUUAUUUUAAGUAUUACCAAAUCUUUUUUCUUUGUGACUCUGAAGUAAAAAUACAACUUACCUAACUCCAAGUAUGUGGGGGAAACAAGUUCCUGGACUCUGCUGGGCCUCCCAGUGAACCAGUGCGGCCGGGAUCAAGCCCCUGUAGUGAGCCUCACAUUUUGCCUCCUCUUGGGAAUAGUCAUUAUUCAAUGGCCUUUCACGACCUUCUGGAGCAAGUUGGCAGCCUGGGAAGAUUCCAGAUCCUUCAAGUGGCUUUUCUUAUGAUGUGUAAUUUCUUGGCCUUCAUUCAUGUUCUAUUGGAGAACUUCACGGCUGCCGUGCCUGAGCACCGCUGCUGGGUGCGCAUCCUCGACAAUGACACGCUCUCUGACAAUGGCACUGGGCUCCUCAGCCAGGAGGACCUCCUGAGAAUCUCCAUCCCACUCGACUCCAACCUCAGGCCAGAGAAGUGCCGGCGCUUUGUCCAUCCCCAAUGGCAGCUCCUCCACCUGAACAGCACCUUCUGGAACCUGAGUGAGGCAGAAACAGAGCCCUGUGUGGACGGCUGGGUGUAUGACCGCAGCUCCUUCGUCUCCACCAUCGUGACCAAGUGGGACCUGGUGUGUGACUCUCAGUCACUAAUUUCAGUAGCUAAAUUCCUAUUCAUGGCUGGAAUGCUAACAGGAAGCAUACUCUAUGGCCGUUUAUCAGACAAGUUUGGGAGGAGGUUAGUUAUCGUGAGUUGUUUGUUGACACUGACUGUUUUUGAAAUGUGUGCAGCCUUUGCUCCUAACUUCAUAGCUUACUGCUUCCUGCGCUCCCUGGUUGGGACAUCAACCUCCGGCCUCAUGACAAUUGUCCCUAUGCUCCUUAUAGAGUGGAUAAAGCCCCAAUUCCAAGCCCUGGGAAUAGCAUUGGCAGUUUGUGCCACUAGUAUUGGACAGAUAGUCCUGGGCAGCGUGGCUUUUCUUAUUCGCAAUUGGUACAUCCUCCAGCUGGUGAUAUCAGUACCAAUGUUUCUCUUACUUAUGUCUAAAAGGUGUCUGGCAGAGUCUGCUCGGUGGCUGAUUAUCACCAACAAACCCCAGGAAGCCUUAAAGGAGCUGUGGAGAGCUGCGCGCAUAAAUGGAGUGAAGAAUUAUAGAGACACGCUAACUGUGGAGGUUUUGAGAUCCACCAUGAAGGAGGAGCUGGAGGCCGCACAGAUGAAAUGUGCUCUGAGUGAUUUGUUCUACAACCUCAACCUGUGUAAGCGGAUCUGUCUCCUGUGUUUUACGAGAUGUGCAAUAUGUGUGUCCUUUUUUGGCCUGUUUCUCAACCUCCAGGACUUGGGGAGUAACGUUUUCCUCCUGCAGAUUCUCUUUGGUGUACUGAAUUUACCAGCCAAUUAUGUAGCAUUUCUUGCAAUGAAUCACCUGGGCCGUCGAAUAAGUCAAGUCCUUUUCACGUCCCUGGCGGGGAUAUCCAUUCUGGUCAACAUCUUUGUGCCUCAAGAAAUGCUGACCCUGCGCCUGAUUCUGUCAACUUUAGGAGGAUGCCUUCUGUAUGCUUCCAUUACUUGUUGUCUGACGCAUUCAAAUGAACUACUCCCCACCGUAAUCAGGGCAACAGCUUCAGGAAUCAUUGGGUUUACUGGGAGCAUUGGGUCGGCCCUGGCUCCCCUCUUGAUGAUGCUGACGAUAUAUUCUGCAUCCUGGCCCUGGUUCAUCUAUGGAGGCUUCUCCCUCCUGGCCAGCCUUGCGGUCCUCCUCCUUCCUGAGACCAGAAACCAGCUUCUGCCUGACUCCAUCCAAGACAUUGAAAAUGAGACACAAGCCUCCAGAAAAGCAAAACAGAAAGAUACUUUCAUCAAGGUGACACAGUUUUAACCAAUUCCAAGAACUGGCUGCUGAU
Dipodomys spectabilis (banner-tailed kangaroo rat) is the source of this 1943-nucleotide messenger RNA. RefSeq names its product solute carrier family 22 member 9-like. The record is from RefSeq and is a predicted model, not a curated record. Gene Ontology annotation, molecular function: transmembrane transporter activity. Lineage: Eukaryota; Metazoa; Chordata; Mammalia; Rodentia; Heteromyidae. The transcript has 10 exons. Bases 260 to 1918 code for a protein of 552 amino acids. Gene Ontology annotation, biological process: transmembrane transport. Gene Ontology annotation, cellular component: membrane.